Molecule: messenger RNA, 2517 nt
Organism: Daktulosphaira vitifoliae (grape phylloxera)
Lineage: Eukaryota; Metazoa; Arthropoda; Insecta; Hemiptera; Phylloxeridae
Product: otoferlin-like
Exons: 11
Coding region: 1-2517 (838 amino acids)
Biological process (GO): plasma membrane organization
Source: RefSeq, a predicted model, not a curated record
AUGACGGUAUACGACGAAGAACUUGAAAGCAUAUCAGAAUUUAAUGGUUUUAAAGAUAAUUUAAAAAGUUUUGAAAUUUAUGGUUACAGUAAUGAUGAUGAUGUCAGUCCUUCAGUAGUUGCAACUUUAAAGGCCAAUGUCCAAAUACGCCCUGAGUUACAGAGCAAUGAUGAAUUUAAAUUUUCAAAAUUAAAAGAAUUAUUUUUAAAUAGUUUGGAAUAUCAAAAUUGGCCUAAUAUAAAAUCGAACAUCAAAUGUAAAGUAUUAGUACGCGUUUAUAUAAUUAGAGCAUACGAUUUGCAUCCAAGUGAUUCGUGUUCUUUGGCUGAUCCUUAUGUAGAAGUUUUAUUUGGAAAAAAGCAUAAAGUUUCUGACUACAAUAAAUAUGUACCUAAAACUUUAAAUCCUAUAUUUGGUCGAUGUUAUCAAAAAGUGAUAUCAUUUCCGGAUUGCUCUACUUUGAUAGUCAAAAUAAUGGAUCAUGACAAUUUUGGUCAAGAUGAUUUAAUUGGUGAAACAUCAAUUGACAUUGAAUCAAGGUACUAUAGCAGACAUAGACCAAGUUGUGGCUUAACAAGACAUUAUGAUAGAACAGGAUACAACAAAUGGAGGGAUUAUGAGACGCCAUCAAAAAUAUUACAUAGUCUGUGUGAAUCAAAUAACUUAAAGCCACCAACAUACUUUAAAAAUUGUGUAACGAUUGGUCCUAAAAAGUUUACUAUUAUUGAACACAAUUCUGUACCUGAUAAACAAACCUUAGCUUUACAUGUUCUUAAUCAUUGGCAUGAAAUACCAGUUUUAGGUUAUAGUUUAGUUCCAGAACACGUCGAAACAAGAACUCUUCAGAAUUCAAAUUUUCCAAAUAUACAACGAGGAAAAUUGGAAAUGUGGGUUGAUAUUUUUCCUCAAAAAAGUACUUUACCAAACCCUGUUGAUAUAACACAUCCUGUAGCCGAAGAACUUGAACUACGUGUAAUUGUAUGGUCAGUUGCGGAAGUAAAAUUAGUAGAUGAUAAUUUUAUUACUGGAGAAAAACAUAGUGACAUUUUUAUUAAAGGAUGGUUACCUAGCGUAGAUGAACAAUUCACAGAUAUCCACUAUCGGUCACUUAAUGGUGAAGGAUAUUUCAAUUGGCGAUUCAAAUUCCCAUUUUCAUAUAUGAAAGCCGAAAAUAGAAUUGUUGAAAAAUCAAAAGGAUUUUUUUCUUUGGAAGCUGAAGAAAAAAUUUACUUACCAAGACUGCACAUUCAGGUUUGGGACAAUGAUUGUUUAACUCCUGACUCUUAUAUUGGUUAUUUAAGCUUAGAUUUGUGGAAUUUACCUAUGGGAACAAAGUCAUCUUGGAAAUGUUCACUGAUAGAUGACCAAACUCCUCGUAUAAACUUAUUUAAAACGAAAAAUACUAGAGGAUGGUGGCCAUUUAUUUCAAUUGAAAAUAACAAAAAUGUUCUUGUAGGAAAGAUAGACGCAGAACUUCAAAUAUUGACAAAGUUAGAAGCUGAAAAGUCACCAGCGGGAUUUGGAAGAGAAGAACCACAACCAUUGCCUACACCCAAGCGUCAUGCAACUUACUUUUUGAAUUCAAUUAUCGAUCCAUGUGCGAUUAUUAUUCAAUAUUUUUUUAGCGUUAACAAAGUCAAAUUUUUUGAAGUUUUUUGUAUAUUAGGAGUCGUUUUAUUUUUAUUAUUAUUUUUGUAUUCCAUACCUGGAUAUACACAUACUAAAAUACUCCUUUUUGCAAAUGUCUUCAAAUUAUUUAUGCGUGUUACUAAUAUUUCCGAUGUUAUUUUACUUCAAACUGAUCUAGAUCGCUUAGUUAGUUGGGCUGGAUCAAUUGGCUUGACUUUUAAUACCUCUAAAUGUUAUAAAAUGACUUUUUCACGUAUUUCUAAUCCUAUAUCUUUAACUUACUAUAUUCAUAACCAUCUUAUUUCUUCUGUUCCUUCUAUAGUUGUCUUUGGGUUUCGUCUCACUCCUACUUUAAAUUUUCGACUUCAUAUUGAAGAAGUAUGUUGUAAGGCUCUGAAAACUUUAGAUUUCAUUCAGAGAAUUUCUCAUGAAUUUCACCUCUCAAGACCACUAAAAAAUCUUUUUUGUUCGCUGGUUCGCCCUAUCCUUGAGUAUGGUUCGGUGUUAUGGGAUUCUUAUACAGCUACCGAAUUUAUGAUGCUUGACAGAGUGCAGCGUAAAUUUUUACGCUUUGCGGCUCUUAUCCUUAAUAUCCCCCAUCCACCUCAUGACUUAACUCCUAUUCAAAAUUUCUUGCAACUUCCUUCCUUAUCUACCAGAAGACAUGACUCUAAUAUCUGUUUUCUUUCUAAACUCUCAGCUGGCUUGAUUGAUUCUCCUGUCCUACUUUCUAAAUUGAAAUUUCGGCUACCUGCUCGUUUAACUCGCUAUACUGUCCCUUUCCUCAUUUCUCAUUCAUCUUCUAAUUAUAUUUUUCAUUCCGCUCUCCCACGUUUAAUGCGUAUUGCAAAUAAUGGCCCUGAUUUUUUACAUUCUGUUCAUUUUUAA